Striga asiatica is the source of this 588-nucleotide messenger RNA. The record is from the annotation of a GenBank genome assembly. Lineage: Eukaryota; Viridiplantae; Streptophyta; Magnoliopsida; Lamiales; Orobanchaceae.
AUAAAGCUCCAAUCAUUCAUCCACAAUUCAAUUCACACCAAAAAGCAAACACAAUUAUCCGCUAAAACAAUUUUGCAUCACCAUCAUCAUGAGAAAAGCCAACAAAGAAACAGGAUGAGCCACAACCCAUCAAAUACGGCGACGUUUCAAGGUCUCAAGCAAGCUCGCCUGAAAACCCAUCGCCCCAGCCGACGCCUCCAUGAUGCAGGCAGCGGAGACCACCAUGAAGGCGUGACAGUUUCCGAAACCGAUUUCUCUGGGACUCGCAUAGUCACUGAAUCUGUUGCCGGACAGAAGGCAAAGGUAACCAUAGGAGAAGCCUUAGAGGCAGCCGCCCGAGUAGGCGGAGAUAAGCCGAUUUCUCCUGGCGGGCUUGCUGCCACUGCCCAGUCGGCUGCUGCCUUCAACACCGGUUUGAUUGGGGACCAAGGCAAAGUGAAGCUUGCCGAGAUCUUAUCAGGUAUUACGGCUGCAGUGUUGAGGAAUGAUCCGAAUGUGGUGGUGCGGCGUGGCGGCAGAAGUGAUGGAGGCGGUGAAGAUGAACGAGGAGAAGGGUUCGGCGGUCAAUUGCAAGGUGUUGUAAAAUAA